This is a messenger RNA of Echinococcus granulosus, 93 nucleotides long. RefSeq lists its product as hypothetical. Lineage: Eukaryota; Metazoa; Platyhelminthes; Cestoda; Cyclophyllidea; Taeniidae. The record is from RefSeq and is a predicted model, not a curated record. The transcript has 2 exons. The coding region runs from base 1 to 93 and encodes 30 amino acids.
AUGUAUAUUUCGCCCUCUGAGUACCCACGCGAAGUGUCAGACAGGUCUCGCAACCGCGAGGUCAUUGAAGGACCCGCUCGGAGUUGUGGAUAA